UGUGCGGUGCGUCUCCCUCCGCCGUUGAGCUUCGCCCUCCGCGCAUCGAACCUCCUCCGACUGCAGAUGUUCGUCGACUUUCGGUUAAACUUCCUUCAGGUUCUUUGUCGGCAGCGAGUUUCGUUUUUUUUCCCCCCCAGUUUGAAAUCAACUCGACUCACGAAAACCAGCAUGUGAAAUAUGAAAACCGGGCAGCCAUCCGCGGAAUGACGAGCUUCAGGAAGUAGUGUGGUCGUCCUCGUUUUUCCUCUGUCAACGUAUUCAAGUGCUGCUUUUGCAGAUCCGUGUCCUCCGCUUUCUCUCAGGCCCGGCGAUCGUCGCCAUGGCUCGCGGCUGCGUCUGCUGCGUCAAGUACAUGCUCUUCCUCUUCAACCUGCUCUUUUGGCUGGGCGGGUGCGGCCUGCUGGGCGUGGGCGUGUGGCUGUCGGUGUCGCAGGGCGACUUCGCCGCGCUCUCGCCGUCCUUCCCGUCGCUGUCGGCCGCCAACCUCAUCGUCACGCUGGGCACCGUCGUCAUGGUGACGGGCUUCCUCGGGUGCUUGGGCGCCAUCAAGGAGAACAAGUGCCUCCUGCUCAGCUUUUUCAUCGUCCUGUUGAUCAUCUUGCUCGCCGAGCUCAUCCUCCUCAUCCUCUUCUUCGUCUACACCGACAAGGUGGGGGAGAACGCCAGACGCGACCUGAAAGACGGGCUGGUCUUGUACAACACGGACAACAACGCCGGCCUGAGGGACGCCUGGAACGCCAUCCAGGUGGAGGGACGCUGCUGCGGCGUGACCGGUUCCGGCGACUGGCACGCGGCGCUGCAGCUCAACGGCGUUCCCGACAGCUGCUGUCAGCUCGUCCGUUCGGGAUGCGGGCGCAACGCUUCCAACGCCUUGUGGACGCGGGGCUGCUACGAGAAGGUUGAGGAAUGGCUGGACGACAACAAGCACCUGCUGGGCACCGUCGCCAUGUGCGUGCUGGUCAUCCAGCUCCUCGGCAUGGCCUUCUCCAUGACGCUGUACCAGCAGAUCCACCGCGCCGGGAAGAAGUACCAAGCCUGAGCCUCCGCGUUCUACCGUCGCCGAGACAGUGUAUAUGCGCCUCCAUAUUUUUCAAACGUACGUUACACAUUUUUGUAUGCAAUAGCACGACAUUCAUUUAUUCACGAGUAAUCACUUUGGUACCAAAAGUAUUUCUUACAAGUGUCCUGACAUGUUCAAUAAAAGCACACAAUCUAUGCCGUA
Syngnathoides biaculeatus (alligator pipefish) is the source of this 1225-nucleotide messenger RNA. Its product is annotated as tetraspanin-9-like. The record is from RefSeq and is a predicted model, not a curated record. Lineage: Eukaryota; Metazoa; Chordata; Actinopteri; Syngnathiformes; Syngnathidae. The coding region runs from base 323 to 1042 and encodes 239 amino acids. The transcript is spliced from 9 exons. Gene Ontology annotation, cellular component: membrane.